AUGGCUACCAGAUCUCGCUCACCAGGCUUUGGCGAUACAACGAGCAUCAAUCUCAACCGCUUGUUGUCCAGAUUAGACCGCCUAGUACUGGUCGACCCAUCACCACAAUUGCGAAAGUCAAACUAUGAGCGCGCACGCGUGAGUGCGAACAUCGAACAUGCACGCACCUUACUCCUCAGUCUCGAACACUCAGCCUCCACGAUACCCUCCAAGUCGAAGAAAGCCGAAUUACAAAACGAUCUACAACAGAAGCGCGAACUCAUCAAACAGCUUAAUCAGCGGAUAUACGAGCUUAACCAGCUGGACGACACGGAUUCGGAGGGGUCUGUAGAUUCCGACGACGAAGACGCAGACCAGUUCCCGUCGUACGCACCAAGAGUAAAGACGGAAGCCGGACGGGAUGUGUCGACAGCGACAGAAGGCAACGAAGCAUUCCAAAAUGCAGCACAGGGCAUCGCAUCAGAACUCCGCCGAAGGGGAAAGGCGGACGCGAAUACAGCGGGAGCGCAAUCAGCAUCCGGCAACUCGUUGUUUCCUUCCAAGCCCACGACAGGCGACCCGUCGCUCGCAAAAACCGAGGCGCUCCUCUCUCACGAACGCAACGAACAAGAGGAGCUCACGACAGACUUGCUCGAUAUGGCGCGGCAGUUGAAGGAACAGUCGAUACAUUUUGGCAACACGCUCGAGGGUGACAAAAGCGUAGUGGAUCGAGCGCUUGCUGGGCUGGACAAGAACACAUUGAACAUGGAUGCUGCCAGCAGAAGAAUGGGGGCACUGCGGAGGAUGACUGAGGGCAAGGGUUGGUGGGACAGGAUCAAGCUCUAUUGCAUGAUCGCUGGGUUAUGGCUAAUCGCCUUCCUGAUUGUCUUCGUUGGGCCGAAGAUUCGGUUCUAG
Messenger RNA from Alternaria arborescens, 894 nucleotides. RefSeq lists its product as hypothetical. Bases 1 to 894 code for a protein of 297 amino acids. Gene Ontology annotation, molecular function: SNAP receptor activity. Gene Ontology annotation, biological process: retrograde vesicle-mediated transport, Golgi to endoplasmic reticulum. Lineage: Eukaryota; Fungi; Ascomycota; Dothideomycetes; Pleosporales; Pleosporaceae. The transcript is spliced from 2 exons. Gene Ontology annotation, cellular component: endoplasmic reticulum; SNARE complex. The record is from RefSeq and is a predicted model, not a curated record.